UGAUAGCAUCCCCCUUGCACCCCAGUGAUGCACCCAGUAUCUGGCCCUGUGCCACCUGCUGCUCCUGGUGCCCCGGAGAGCUAAAAUCAUAUGGUUAGGCCCUCCAAGUCCCCACAUUCCUCUGACUGGGCAUCAUUCUUAGCAUUGAUUUUCUUGGACUUUCAGGGUGAUCCAAGCACACCUUGGGUUGGUGUCCUGGGGUGAUCGCCUCCAGCACCGGCAGGCGCUUGCAAAUCUGACUGCUGCAUAUGGGAAUGGAAUUGUUUCCAUCAACUCCUCCAGUGCUUAUAUUUGCUGGAUGCCAGGCAUUUUGCGGUACUUGUUGCUGCCCUAGUGCUCUCCUUGGAUGGUAAUGGUGGAGUGGUCCAAGCAUCUCCCGUGCAUCCCCCUCAUGCCCUAAUGCAGUGACUGAGCCAUAAGUCUUUUAUGGCAAGUUUGUAUGUUCUUGCCCAUCUCCCUCCUUUAGGAAUGGAAGAUGCUUCUGUGUGCAGGGAGAAGGUCUGCAAAUGUGAAGUGAUAUAAAAUUACUGCUUUAAGGGUGAUGGAGAAGAGAAGAGGGAAUGAGGUUUCCGGGUGUGGGUGCACGGCUCAUCCGAGGCUGUAUGUGCCCCAUGAGAUGCUGUGCAAGCAGCUGGGCUGGAGCAGCUGGGGAGCCUUGCACCCAGGGGCAGCAACCCAUCUUCAACCCCAGCCAACGGCACCAUGCCCCCCUGAGUCUGACCCUGCCCCAUCACCUUCCCUAAAGGUGUGUGGAGCUGCUGGUUCUCCAGUCCCAGAUCUCCCCAAGCAGAUGCAGGCUAUAACCGAGAGCACGGCAUGGAUUGGAGCCGCACAUCAGAGCAGCAGCAUCGCGCACCCAGGGAUAUGAUUAUUUCCCAGUGGUUGAAAUCUAGGUCUCUUGCUUGGGAGGAGGGAGGGGGGGAGAGAUGCUCAUAUUAAUCUUAUGAAUAUUCAUUGAGAAGCUCUGCUGCCUUUGGAGGUUUGUUCCUGGGAGCCUGGGGCAAGUUUCAGGGCCAGCGGCGCAGGUGAGGGUGCUGUCAGCGGAGCGGAGCAGAGCGCGGCUGCUUGUGCAUUCGCUGCAUGCCUGACUGCAGAGCCAAUUGCAAUGCCACACCUCCUGAGGACACUGGGGACAUCAGGUUUUGCUGAGCUUAGCAUCUUCUCAACGCUGUACUGAAGACAUCAGACAGAUGCUCAUCUGCCCUGAAGUGCAGACCUGCAACAGCUACUGAGAAGACUCUGUCCCUCUGUCUCUCUUUCUCUCUCUCUCUCUCCAGUCCAAACCAUUACAAGACCUGACUUCCAUCUGGGAAUCUCACCCCUUUUAUGUCCCUUCUCCUUUUCUACGAUGACUCACCAUUAUUUUUAACUUUGAAGAGAGAGGAAAUUAUGGGGAUCUUGGAAGCCUCUAUUUCUCUCUAGGAUUUCCCCAAGGGUCAGAUAAUCGGUCUUACUAAGAGACACUAAGAUUUGGCUUCUCCAGCAGGGGCAAUUUUCUUUCCUUUUUUAUUUUCUUUUAUUUUAACAUCCCUUCGUUUUUCAUGAGACACUUCCAAACCUACGUACCUGUCCUUCUGCAGGAUAGUAGCCGUGCCCUGAGUCCGAUCCCACCACCGGGCACUCGGAAGAGUUUAGCAUAAGGAUUUCUUUUAAACCCCAGUAUGACAGUUGCUACCGGAGAUCCUGCAGACGAGGCUGCAGCUCUUCCCGGUCACCCGCAGGACACAUACAACCCUGAGACCGACCAUGAAUGCUGCGAGAGGGUGGUCAUUAACAUCUCAGGGCUGCGUUUUGAGACUCAGCUCAAGACACUAGCCCAGUUUCCAGAGACCUUGCUAGGGGAUCCUAAAAAGAGAAUGAGAUAUUUUGACCCUCUCAGGAAUGAGUAUUUCUUUGACCGGAACAGACCCAGCUUCGACGCGAUUUUGUACUAUUAUCAGUCUGGCGGGAGGUUGCGGAGGCCAGUUAAUGUGCCCUUGGACAUCUUCUCAGAGGAGAUUCGUUUCUAUGAACUGGGGGAAGAAGCGAUGGAAAUGUUUCGGGAGGAUGAAGGCUACAUCAAAGAAGAGGAAAGACCACUGCCGGAGAAUGAGUUUCAGAGACAAGUAUGGUUGCUCUUCGAGUACCCCGAGAGCUCAGGCCCUGCCAGGAUUAUAGCUAUUGUCUCUGUCAUGGUGAUUUUAAUCUCCAUUGUGAGCUUUUGCCUGGAAACAUUGCCCAUUUUUCGUGAUGAGAAUGAAGACAUGCAUGGCAGCGGGCUGAGCCAUCCCCCUUACUCCAACAGCAGCAUGGGGUACCAGCAGUCGACCUCUUUCACAGACCCCUUCUUCAUCGUAGAGACACUUUGCAUCAUCUGGUUCUCCUUUGAGUUCUUGGUGAGGUUUUUUGCCUGCCCCAGCAAGGCUGGAUUUUUUACCAACAUCAUGAACAUUAUAGACAUUGUAGCCAUCAUUCCCUAUUUCAUCACCUUAGGGACGGAGCUGGCUGAGAAGCCAGAGGAUGGUCAGCAAGGCCAGCAAGCCAUGUCCUUGGCCAUCCUCCGAGUCAUCCGCUUGGUGCGGGUCUUCAGGAUCUUCAAGCUCUCCCGGCACUCCAAGGGGCUGCAGAUCCUGGGGCAGACUCUCAAGGCCAGCAUGCGGGAGCUGGGCCUCUUGAUAUUUUUCCUCUUCAUCGGUGUCAUCCUCUUCUCCAGUGCCGUCUACUUUGCAGAGGCUGACGAGAGCGAGUCCCAGUUCCCAAGCAUCCCCGACGCCUUCUGGUGGGCCGUGGUUUCCAUGACGACUGUUGGCUACGGAGACAUGGUCCCCACAACCAUCGGGGGGAAAAUUGUGGGGUCCUUGUGUGCCAUCGCUGGCGUAUUAACGAUUGCCUUACCAGUGCCCGUCAUAGUCUCUAACUUCAAUUACUUCUACCACCGGGAGACGGAGGGAGAGGAGCAGGCUCAAUAUUUGCAAGUAACCAGCUGCCCAAAGAUCCCCUCUUCCCCUGACCUAAAGAAAAGCAGAAGUGCCUCUACCAUUAGUAAGUCUGAUUAUAUGGAGAUUCAGGAAGGUGUAAACAAUAGCAAUGAGGAUUUUAGGGAGGAGAACUUGAAGACAGCCAAUUGCACCCUAGCUAACACAAACUAUGUGAAUAUCACCAAAAUGCUAACUGAUGUCUAGUUGCUAAAACCUAGUAAUGUAUUUAAAGCUAAAGUGGAACAAUUGCAGAUAUUGAGUGCUGCUCUGCAUUGUAGUUAAUACAGUAUUUUCUACGGUGUAUAUUUGGUUCUGCAUGGGAAGCAAUAGCUAUGUAAGUGACUUUUAACCUUUGAUUUCCACACCGAAUAAGUGUUUGUGAAAGCAAACAAACAGAAAAACCAAACCAAACCAUUUCGUUUCCCUUCUCCCAUCCCAGGCUUGUGGGUUUCCAAAGGUGUGGAGCAGUUAGUCGAGCCACGCACCGCUCCUGUUUGUGCAAUAGCAGAGAUGCAGGGAAUGCUCCCCGGCUGGCUGGGAGCACGGCUGGGCACAGCUCUGUCCCCAGUGCUGGGUCACUGCCAGCUCCGGGCACAGGCAGCAGCAGGGAAAGGUCAGGCAGGGCUGGGGAGGGCGGCAUGCUGCCGGCCACCCCAAUUAUUUGAAGGCUUGGGUUUCUGCGUUGGGAAUGCCAAGUGCGAACGCAUCACCCAGGCUCGCGUUUCAUAACUGAAAAUGCUGCAUGCUGCAAUAGUUUCAGCCACUGCAGUAUGCCAGUGUGAGGCCCAGGGGAGGGAUAAUUAGUCUGACGGCACAUUAUUUAUUAAGUCUUAAGUUUUCUAUGCUAGGCAUCAGGAGGGAUGAGUAAAUAAAUCGAGCGCUUGGAUUUUAUUGAUUUAUUUAGAUGACACUUCCAUCACCACUGUUUCCAGGAUCACCAAAGACACCUCCACUGACACAUUGAAAAUUAGUUGGAAAAAGCAUCUUUUUUUAUAUAUCUAUAUAUAAAACUGGAGCAACUGUGCUGUGGCCUAUAAUAUAUUUAUACUGCAGUGAAAUUUAACCAGUAAUACAGUACAGCUGCAUGGGUAUUUGUUGCAUGAAUCUGAAUAUUCAAUACACACACAAAUAUAUAUUUUCUUAGUAGACUAUACAGUAUUCAUGUUUAUAGUGUUUAUAGAUACUCCGGUGGCUCAAAGGAAAUUUAUGGAAGCUAAAAAAAUCUCUAAUAUGUUUCAAACUGGAUGAGGAAGGCAUGUGCUGACAACAGUUUGACAGAUAACAAGGCAAAGCCUGAGUGUCCAAGCAUCCAGCCACAAGAGCCGAGUACUGCAAGCGAGGGAAGGUGAACUGAAAGUUAAACACCUGCACUCACUAUGGGGUGAGUAACUAGUCUUUAAUCGUGGUGUCAUGAGCAGAAACCACAGCUGAUCAGAGAAGGCACAGGGAGCAGGUGGAAUAGCAGGUACUGGCUCUCCAGACUUGCUUGUUCAGCAAUUUCAGCCCUUUCCUAUACAAUUAUUGUGUGUGUGUGUAUAGAUAUUUAGAGGGCGACUAUAGGGCCAACUCCUCAGCAAAUGUGAGCACUCAGAGCAUCAGGGCUUCCUGGCUCAGGGGCCACCAGACAUGACCUGUCCUGGGGCACCGUUUUGGGCUGGCAAACCCUUUUACAACCAUGUAGAGCCCUAGGGCUGGUGGUUUACUUUCCCGCGUGGUGGAGGCUGGGCUGGAUCCAAGCUCGCACUUCCAAGACUUUGCUUUUGUUUUGCCUUCUCCCAGGUUUUUUUUUUUUUUUUUUUAGGGCUGUGUCGAGGUGCAGAGACCUCAGGGCUGCCCAUGUUUCUUCUUCAUCUCUGAUGUUAUUUGGGGAUAGCUGGGAGCUGUUGGUUCAGGGGUCUUAUCUGCUUUCCCCAUCCCACCUGGAUUUCCUUCUCUGUCCCCACACUGCUGACAAAGCCCAGAAUGGGCCAGCGCAGGGGAGAGGGAUGCAAACCCCUGCCAAGGUCCCAGCCAAGCAAGUCCCUGGGUGAAGGCUGGCGUUUAGCAGCCCGUUAAGUCAGGGUGAAUAUAGCCAGAAUUUGGGCACAGUCAGCAUUUCACCACUGCUGCCAAGCACAGGUGCACGGAAGGAAGCCCAUUGAAGAGCAUGCCAGUGAAGUCAGCUGGACCCUUCCUGACUUCCAAGAGGAAAACAAUAUUCAUAACAAUACAACAAACGGUGCUAACGUAUUCUACAGCAAUGGUUCAAAAUGCUGCUUAGGGUCUGAUCCAUCUCUUGUGCUGACGUGGCCCCACUCAACCAGGUGGGAUCACUCAUUUUUACUUAAGUGAUUGAUUGAUUCAGGCCUGGCUCUAAUUACCACCCAGUGUUCAUGGUGAGCACUCCAGAGUCCUGGAUCCUGCUUGGUGCAGAGCAGCACCAAUACACUGCACUGGGCUCUGGGUGCUCAGCACUGCACAGGGUUGGGCAUGCAGACUGUACUGAAUUAUAUCUCAUUGUGUUUAGAGUCCUCUCCUCCUCUCUGCUGCUGCAGCUCUGAAAUGGGUGUCCCUGAAGCCCAUAAACACCUGCAACACACACAAAAGAAGCAACACAACUGAAAGCAAUAAAUCUGUUUCCGAAGCUUGUUGUUGCAUGGGAUGGCAUGGGUGUGAUUUCCCGGCAACCAGCCAGCCUCUGUCAAUCCAGCUCACUGCAGGUCUAUGGGGAUGUGACCUUGCACCCAAUGCACUGGGAUGCUGGCUGCCCACCCAUGGGUGUCCCAGAACUGGGGUGGUCCCAACCCUGCUGUGCGGGAAAGCAGCAGUGCUAAAAACAGGCUGCUACAGGCAUUUAGAGAGGAUGCUGGCACUCAACAAGACUUUGCGAAGGGCCUGGUUGCUUAACUCCUGCGCGUUUCAGACCACUCACCUCCUGGCCUCUCUGGAUCUGGAUGGAUCCUGCACCUCUUGCAGUCACCCAGGCAGAUGCACGUAGGGAAACCAGCCCUGGAGGGAGAGCACCUCAGCACUGGUCCUGGUGCUAUGUGUGGGAAGUAGGGGGUGUGCCUGGAUGUGUGCUCAGAUGGGUUUUCAGGGCAAAAAGGGUCUGUGGGGGCCAUGGUAAGAAGCCAUCCAUCAGGCUGCAUGAAACAGAAGGGUCCAGAUUUCUCCCCUGCAUGGAGAAAUGGUUCCCCUAUAGCUUUUAAUGGGAUUUGUGCCUGCAGGUCGGAGCUCUAGUGCUAUUUCUAGCUUUGCUUCUGACUCACUGAUGUGAUCUUGAACCAGUUUUCAGGAGGAGACUGGUUUUUUUUCUUUCAUUUUUUCUUGAGGAAUUUGGUUUGAGCAACUCUGGGCUUGCAUCCGCAGAGAAAGCUGAGCAUCCCAAACUUCCCUUUGCUUUGAAUGGGUACAAAACUGGGAUGGGAAGUGCCUCAGACUGAGGAUGCCAAAAUGCAGGGGCUGAGUCUCCCCUCCCUCCUCCCAUGGAGAUAUUGGCCACAGUUGCGAUGGAGAACUGAAGCCUUCUGCUCUGUGGAAGUGCCCCUGCAUAGGCACCCAGAGGAGGCAGUAGCCAUAUCUUAAGUUUUAUUCUUUGUGCUGUAGCUUUGGAGAUGGAAAGUGGUGAUUACAGUUGUUUUCUAAAAGCCAGCACUUGCCCGAGCCUGUGAACAACCCAUCAGACCUUUAAAAUCUUCUGAAAUUGCUGUUAAGGGCAGUGAGGGGAAGUUCAUGUACUGGCUGCACACUGCCAAGUGAUUUAGGGCUGAUGGAAAAAAAUUAUCUGUAUGGGGUGAUGUGUUUUAUCAGGAAAAAUAAUCUCUGUAGCUUUGUGUUGUGUUGAAGUCUUACAAAUUUGAAUACAGAGCUAUACCAAGAAAAGGAUCUCUACAUUAGUGUUAUGCGAGUGUGGCAUGUGGGAGUAUAAAUAUGGGCAUAUUUGUGCAUAAAUACACAGAAGGAGAGAAAAAGACAGAGGAGGAGGAGAUAUUUCAGGAAGGGCCUUGCUUUGUUAUCAGAUAAUUCUUGGGUCAACGUUGAAAUUGCUGCCAAAGUCUUGCAGCCUUUCUGGAGUUUGCAACACCCCUAGGGAUGGGCCCAAGUGAAGGAGGUCUGGAUUUGGCCUUGGUGGUGGGGACCAGUGGCACCCAUUUCCGUGCACCCCUGCAUCCCAGCAGCUUUGCAGCAUUUUUGGUCUGGAUCCUGAAUCCCCAGCUUGGGCCCAUUCUUGAUAUUUUUGUGAUUGUUCAGGGAAAGCCAAGAAGAAGUUGAAGGGAUUUGUUUGCGAGGGUGGUUUUUCUUUUUUUUUUUGUUAAUGGAAGCACCUCUCCACUUUGGAGCUGGGGUGUGCUUACCUUGGGGUCUGUGUUCAUGGGGGGCUCCCAGUGGUUUCUUCAGUUGGUGGGAGCUGGUCAGCAUGCUGCUGGGGUAGAAGGGGCUGAGAGGUGAAGAGAGGAGGAGCCAGCUCCAAAGUAUUUGUUCCCCCCCCCCCCCCCCCCCCCAAAAUUCUGUGGCUCUCUCCUUGCACCCCUGGCAGCAGCCAGAACAUCCCCCCGUGGUCCCUCCCACUGGGGACUGGCUGCUGCCCUGCUCCAGGAGCCCCGAGGAGGACAAGGGUCUUCAUGCCCUUCCCCAUCCCUCAUUGCCUUGGUCUCCCUGUGAUGAAAUUACUGCUUUGGCUGCCCAAAUGUCACCCUCCAAGCUCUUUUUUUGGGUGCCUGCCAUCCUGCUGCAUCCCAUGGUGAGGGCAAGGGGCCGGUCUCCAGCCGUGUAAAUCAGCCCUGAAAGCACAGCACAGAUUUACACCCAGGGAUGAACUCCCCCUGACCCAACCGUGCAUGGAGAAUGGGAAACCCUUCAGCCCAGUUCCUCUUCUGGAUGGGAUGGUUUGCUUCCCAGAGCUCCUGGACAUUGUAUGACCAUGGCCCUGUUGCAAGGUCCAUGUGUGUGUUUAAUGCCCUGCCUGGCUGCUCAGGGCUUGGGGGGCUUGGGCUUUUUUUUUUCUUCUUCUUUUAUUUUUCUGUUGUUUAUAAGACUGCAAUUAUCCAUUUGCACUUGCUCCUUCAUUGCUUGAGACUGUGCUAUUGUCCUCCAAUGUCAUCUACUAAUCAUUGCUGGAAGCACAAGGGAAAAACAGGCAUUGGAUCAAGCCUGUGUUUGCUGCCUAAUUUGAGCGAAUCGAUAGGAAGAGGAAAUCCAAGAAGGACUCAUCCUGACGAUGCUGGAGCCGAACCUUUUGUUGCCAUGGUUACGGGAGAAAUGGGACCAGGAAUGGAGAGAGGCCUAUAAACUGGUAAAGGAGGACUCGUGGGAAUUUCGAGUCAUUUAAUCAUGUGUUUGCUAGACAAAAAUUUAGACACCAGCUGUAUCUGAAUUGCACAGUGUGUAUAGACGUUACUGCUCUUAUUGACAGCGUGGGGGUGUCCUUGGGGUUGGGUGCGUCUGCAGUCUGAGACACCCGCAUCAAUAAGGCUGACCAUUGUAUAUAGGUAUACAGAUCUGUGUAUAUACGUAUUCCAAAUGAGCAUUUGCUGUCUGAUUUAUCAUGAGUGUACAUAAUAUAUUCUUCACAGAGUAUCACAAAUUUUGUAAAUAUCAGCACUAAUUAAGAGGAAAUAAAUAUGUAUAUUAUU
This is a messenger RNA of Cygnus olor (mute swan), 8569 nucleotides long. RefSeq names its product potassium voltage-gated channel subfamily A member 2. Gene Ontology annotation, molecular function: protein binding; delayed rectifier potassium channel activity. The transcript is spliced from 3 exons. The coding region runs from base 1662 to 3161 and encodes 499 amino acids. NCBI's taxonomy places the organism in Eukaryota, Metazoa, Chordata, Aves, Anseriformes, Anatidae. The record is from RefSeq and is a predicted model, not a curated record. Gene Ontology annotation, cellular component: voltage-gated potassium channel complex; dendrite; membrane. Gene Ontology annotation, biological process: potassium ion transmembrane transport; protein homooligomerization.